AUGUCAGGUCAACACCCAACCGUAAUUUCCAAAGCCCCAUGGAGGCAGACUUUCGAGGAGCAUGUUCAAAAGUUGGGUGGUCCCUCCGCUGAGUUCUACUUCGCUACUGUGACACCAGAGGGAGAACCAAGAGUUCGAUCAUGUAUCCAUCGUGGUUUCUGGACUCAACUGCCAGAGAACAAGCACAAUGAGCUCCCGAAGAACCCAGCUAUAUACGAGUCCGAUUGUCCUGUCUUCACCACUGAUGCACGAAUGGAGAAGACCUACCAUAUGUUCGCUACAGGCAAAGGACAUGGCGAUCGGGAGCAGAGCAAGUCCGGUACUGGUGGUGGUGGACCAGUCGAGGCGAUUUACUGGGUCAAGGACACUUCUACACAAUGGAGGAUUCGCGGCAAGGGCUGGCUGAUAGCAGCUAAUGACAUCGAAGGUGGUACUGAAGCGGCUCAGAACUCAGGCACUAUGACUGUCAAGGCUCAGCUAGGAAGAUACAUGCGUCCUGUUGGCGACCACGAGUCAAAGAAUAGCGAAUGGAGCUGGAGACGAGAGGUCGAAAACCAGUUCGAGAACCUUAGCCCUGGUAUGCGAGGUAGCUUCAAGAAUCCUCCACCAGGUCACCCCAUCUCUGAGGGCAAGACGGAAGAGGGUGAAGCAUUAGGGCAAAAAGCAGGACAUUUGAGCGAUGAAGACCUGGCUAGAAAGAAUUUCAGAGUCGUAGUCAUCACACCAGAAGUGGUUGAAAGGACCGACCUCAGUGACCCGGAGAACUCGAAGAGGUGGACUUACACACUCGCCAAGGAGUUUGGUGGUCCAGGUGGGAACGAGGAGAAGAAGGAACAGGAAUGGAACGUUGUAGAGACAUGGCCAUAG
Molecule: messenger RNA, 867 nt
Organism: Lithohypha guttulata
Lineage: Eukaryota; Fungi; Ascomycota; Eurotiomycetes; Chaetothyriales; Trichomeriaceae
Exons: 1
Coding region: 1-867 (288 amino acids)
Molecular function (GO): FMN binding
Source: RefSeq, a predicted model, not a curated record